Rotaria socialis is the source of this 924-nucleotide messenger RNA. Lineage: Eukaryota; Metazoa; Rotifera; Eurotatoria; Philodinida; Philodinidae. The record is from the annotation of a GenBank genome assembly.
AUGAAACGUGGAUUUAACAUGAUUCAAAAUGCGAACAUCUCAAACUCAAAACCCAAUGCUACACUCGAAGACGUGGUUGUAGCCGUAAUAAAUAUUUCAGAUAAUCAAACUGACAAAAAAGGAAAAUAUUGGACAGCAUCAAUUUCUGAUUCAAAUCAGAAUAUGAAUCGAAUAACCAAAUAUCUUUCAUCAAGAAUAAACUGUUCUCUCCAUUUAAAAAUGGUUGAACAUUUGAAUAAUCAACAUGGUGUUAAACUCAAUAAACUAAAAUUUAAUGGUGACAAUGCAUAUAUUGCAACUAGUGAAACAAUUGCAACACCAAAGGUCCUCUCAUUCGCACCUCUAUGUACUCAAAUUACUACGAUAAAAAAUAUCGAGUCCAUGACAGAUGGAGAGUAUUUAUCGUUAACAUGCAAAAUAAUCGAUGUUGGCCUUGACGAAACUGCCUUUUUCAAUAAUGGACAAAAAAGAGUACAGAAACUAAAGCGAACUGCCAUAGUAGCUGACAAAACUGAUUCUAUAAAUAUGAAUAUUUGGGAAAAUCAAUUUAAUCUAAUAGAAAAAGAUCUAUCUUAUAUAAUAAAAUUAGCAAAAGUAAAAAUAUUUAAUGAUGAUAUCUCAAUCACAACAACAACACACACGAUAUGCAAAUCGAGAUCAUUAUUUAUAAAACAAUCUAUUCAAAAAACCAAGAUUAAACUUAAUCUUAAUGAUGUCAAUCGAAAUAUGUUUGAAUUUAUUGCUGAUACGUUGAAAGUUCAAGCUUUAUUAGAACGAUGUAGCCAUCCAGAUCUUUCUCGAGUCGAUUUAGUUGAACAGGAAGACGUACUACUUGCCUUGUCUUCGAUGAAUGUUCUCGUUAACUUUAAUCCGACAAACAUGCAUAUAAAUACAAUUGUAUUGAAUAAUGUUGAAAAUAACUAA